CUUGAUCUAUUUGAGCUAGUUACAUUAAUAUUUACUUAAUAAUGACUCGAAACAGGUCGUUAAAGGAUGUUGGUAGUAACUACCUUUCGGAAAAAAAAGACAAAAUAAUAGAAGCUAUCAGAGUAGGUAACACUAACGUAAUAAGACAGUUGGCCACUUCCAAAUUCGGGUUGAUGCACCCCAAGCUGCGCGCCCAGGCCUGGCCGUUAUUAUUAGGUCUCAGGCGCGAGGAACUGAUGGUGAACUGGAGUUACCAGCGUAGAGCGGAAACACGGGAUAAGCAAGCUGCUCUCGACACCAAACGGUCUUAUAUAAAUUUCCCCCCGGAGUUGUCCUUCUCUGAACGAAAGGAACUUCGAGAAGAGCUUCUUGUCAUCAUCAAUGAGACGCUAGCUCGUAACACAGAUCUUGUUUACUAUCAAGGCUUUCACGACUUCUGCUCUGUUUUCCAUCGCGUUCUUGGCAAAGAGUCAGCAGUUCAUUGCGUAGAGCGUCUAUCCUCCUCACUAAUAAGGGACUUCUUUGCGUCGGAUUUAGCGCCUGUUUUAUCCCUGAUACAGCUAUUGACUCCUCUUCUAAGAAAACUUGACUUUGAUCUCUACCAACACUUCCAAAAGGGGGGGCACUUCGAUUUUGCGGGCACCACCAUCUCUUGGAUAUUAACGUGGUUUUCUCACGACAUCCAAGCUACAAGCCGAAUUUCCACUCUGUUUGACUUAUUUCUUGCCUACCCUCAUCCAUUAGUGAUCAUUUACGCUUGUGCGGCCGUGUUAAUAGACUGUCGAAAGUUAAUACUUCAAACCCCAUGUGAGUAUACGGAAAUUUUUCGGAUUGUAAAAGCAUGCCCAGAAAAGGCUGAUGUGGAACAGGUAGUUUCGGCGACUUUAGCCUACCUAGUAUAUUAUAAACCUACAAAACUCCUGGAGGACGCCAAGUUUAACACCGCUCUUUGUUCCUCUGUUUCGAGCUAUCCAUUCACCUGGAUUAAUGACAGGAUUUUUGAGCAAAAUUUAUUAGCUGGUAGAAAAGUUGCUUGUUACCUACCAAAACAGAGAAGUAAAAUACUUCUACAAAGGCUCAUGAUUACGGCCAUCUCUGCGUCAACUUUAAUCUCAAGUAUAGUAGCCCUCUAUUACCUAAGUCAAGGUUGUUCUGUGCGAAGAAGUAUUAUUCAAGCUUUUCUUUACUCAUUUUAACUUAUGUAUAUGAGCCAA
Zophobas morio is the source of this 1214-nucleotide messenger RNA. Its product is annotated as TBC1 domain family member 20-like. Gene Ontology annotation, molecular function: GTPase activator activity. The transcript has 14 exons. Gene Ontology annotation, biological process: positive regulation of GTPase activity; endoplasmic reticulum to Golgi vesicle-mediated transport. Lineage: Eukaryota; Metazoa; Arthropoda; Insecta; Coleoptera; Tenebrionidae. The record is from RefSeq and is a predicted model, not a curated record. Gene Ontology annotation, cellular component: endoplasmic reticulum membrane. Bases 42 to 1196 code for a protein of 384 amino acids.